AUGUCCAGUGGGGGUAGGUUUAAUUUUGACGAUGGGGGGUCCUACUGCGGAGGCUGGGAGGACGGCAAGGCGCACGGCCAUGGCGUCUGCACCGGCCCCAAGGGCCAGGGCGAGUACACCGGCUCGUGGAGCCACGGCUUCGAGGUGCUGGGCGUCUACACCUGGCCCAGCGGCAACACGUACCAGGGCACCUGGGCGCAGGGCAAGCGCCACGGCAUCGGUGUGGAGAGCAAGGGGAAGUGGGUGUACAAGGGCGAGUGGACGCACGGAUUUAAGGGGCGCUACGGGGUGCGGGAGUGCACUGGCAACGGGGCCAAGUACGAAGGCACCUGGAGCAACGGGCUGCAGGACGGCUACGGCACCGAGACCUACUCGGAUGGAGGCACGUACCAGGGCCAGUGGGUCGGUGGCAUGCGCCAAGGCUAUGGCGUGCGGCAGAGCGUCCCCUACGGCAUGGCGGCCGUCAUCCGCUCGCCCCUGAGGACUUCCAUCAACUCCCUGCGCAGCGAGCACAGCAAUGGCGCGGCGCUGCACCCGGACGCCUCCCUGGCCGUGGCGGGCAGCCCGGCCGUGGCGCGGGGCGGCUUCGUGCUGGUGGCCCACAGCGACUCCGAGGCCCUCAAGAGCAAGAAGAAGGGGUUGUUCCGGCGCUCGUUGCUGAGCGGGCUGAAGCUGCGCAAGUCCGAGUCCAAGAGCAGCCUGGCCAGCCAGCGCAGCAAGCAGAGCUCCUUCCGCAGCGAGGCGGGCAUGAGCACGGUCAGCUCCACGGCCAGCGACAUCCACUCCACCAUCAGCCUGGGCGAGGCCGAGGCCGAGCUGGCCGUGCUGGAGGACGACAUCGACGCCACCACCACCGAGACUUAUGCCGGCGAGUGGAAGAGCGACCGGCGCUCGGGAUUCGGCAUCAGCCAGCGCUCGGACGGGCUCAAGUACGAGGGCGAGUGGGCCGGCAACCGGCGGCACGGCUACGGCUGCAUGACCUUCCCCGACGGCAGCAAAGAGGAGGGCAAGUACAAGCAGAACGUGCUGGUGAGCGGCAAGCGCAAGAACCUGCUGCCCCUGCGCGCCAGCAAGACCCGCGAGAAGGUGGACCGGGCCGUGGAGGCCGCCGAGCGCGCCGCCACCAUCGCCAGGCAGAAGGCCGAGAUCGCUGCUUCCAGGACCUCCCACUCGCGGGCCAAGGCCGAGGCAGCCCUCACUGCAGCCCACAAAGCCCAGGAGGAAGCCCGGAUCGCCAGGAUCACUGCCAAAGAGUUCUCCCCCUCCUUCCAGCACAGGGAAAAUGGGCUAGAGUACCAGCGGCCGAAGCAUCAGCUGUCCUGUGACGACAUCGAGGUGCUGUCAGCCGGGGCGCCGCUGCCACAGGAGAGCCCGGAGCUGUACCGCAAGGGCACCACCCCGUCUGACCUGACCCCCGAUGACAGUCCUCUGCAGAGCCUCCCCGCCAGCCCGGCCGCCACCCCGCCGCCCGCCCCCGCCUCCAGGAACAAGGUCGCCCACUUCUCUCGGCAGUUGUCUGUGGAUGAGGAGCGGGGCGGUGACAUCCAGAUGCUGCUGGAGGGCCGGGGAGGGGACACGGCCCGUGGGGGCACCCGGGGCGUGCGCAGCGGUGCGCUCCGCAGUGGCCAGCCCCCCGAGGACCUGCGCGCCCGAGGAUCGGGCCACAGGCAGCCCGGGAACAACCCCAAGCCCCGGGAGCGGCGGACGGAGUCUCCCCCGAUCACAUGGACUUCCCAUCACCACCGGGCUGGCACCCCUGGCUCUGGGGGCGGCAAGCUGGCAGAGCGGGACGAGGAGCAGCUGAGCAACUACAAGCUGGAGAUGAAGCCGCUGUUGAGGAUGCACGCCUACGCAGAGGCGCACCCCCAGAAGAGACGUGGGGGCCGGCCCGAGGACCGGGCCUUCGGGGUGCAGAGACUCAGGCCUGGGGCCUCCAACAAGGAGAACUUGAGGCCGGCCUCCUCGGCCGAGCCAGCCGUGCAGAAGCUGGAGAGCCUGCGGCUGGGGGACGGGGCUGAGCCCCGGCUGCUGCGCUGGGACCUCAGCUUCUCCCCACCCCAGAAGUCCCUGCCUGUGGCGCUGGAGUCUGACGAGGACACCGGGGACGAGUUGAAGCCCAGCACGGGAUCGGCGCCCGUCCUGGUGGCCAUGGUGAUCUUGCUCAACAUUGGAGUUGCCAUCCUGUUCAUCAACUUCUUCAUCUGA
This is a messenger RNA of Ochotona curzoniae (black-lipped pika), 2205 nucleotides long. RefSeq names its product junctophilin-3-like. The transcript has 5 exons. The record is from RefSeq and is a predicted model, not a curated record. The coding region runs from base 1 to 2205 and encodes 734 amino acids. Gene Ontology annotation, biological process: regulation of synaptic plasticity. Gene Ontology annotation, cellular component: endoplasmic reticulum membrane; junctional membrane complex; plasma membrane. NCBI's taxonomy places the organism in Eukaryota, Metazoa, Chordata, Mammalia, Lagomorpha, Ochotonidae.